AUGGCGUUAUUCCAAGGCCUAAUUCAGCCACCUAAGAUCCAGAGCGCUGAAGAGACUAUUCCAACUUUAUGUGAUCGGGUUGAAAAUGCUACACUUAUCAGUGAUAGAAGGUCGGCUGUCUUAGGAUUGAAGGCGUUUAGUAGAGAUUACAGGGAAGCUGUUAUAGCUUCCGGAUUGAAACCCCUGAUCAGUACUCUCAAAAAGGACUCUAUUGACGAAGACUCAGUUAAAGCCAUACUUGAAACAUUGCUCAUCUUAUUCAUUCGGGGUGAAGGCGAUGCUGAUCUCACACGUAACUGGAUUUCCCAACAAUCGAGGCUUCAGAAUGGCAAGUAUCCAUCUCCUCUAAUCAUGAAGCAGGAGCGUCAGUCUGUUGACCAGUUUUCCUUGUGGAUUGCGGACUUCAUGACUCAGAACGACGAAUUAGUGCAACUCUUCAUAAAGUUGUUGGAAACUGAAAACUUCCACAUACGUCUUUAUACUACACAACUUUUGGAGGCGUUCGUUGCAUCACGGCCAUCAAGGACUCGGGAUGCUAUUUUAUCUAUACCUGUGGGUAUUUCAGCUUUGGUGUCCCUUCUUGACGAUAUUCAUGAGCCAGUUAGAGAUGAAGCCAUCUUACUUCUUAUGGUUGUGGCGAACAAUAGCCCUCACAUUCAAAAACUUGUGGCCUUUGAAAAUAUAUUUCAGAGACUAUUUGCUAUAAUUAAAGAGGAAGGAGGUUUACGAGGCUCACUGGUGGUAAGCGACUGCUUAUCUUUAAUAGUCAAUUUGCUAAGCUACAGCACCUCGAACCAAACACUGUUUCUUGAAACCGGAAACCUGCCACAGAUGGCCUCCUUGCUAAACGAGCCCAUGGAGGAAGAGUUUUUUUGGAACGAUCAAAGGCUGCUUAAUAUUAAGACCACAUUAGAGAUCCUGAGACUGACUGUCGAACCACAUAGCACUACUACGCCCAGGAAUCAAAAAGCUCUUUCAGAUUCUCACCUGCUGAUGAUAGUAUUGAGGCUGGCACUUUCGAGAAGCACACCCAACUCCGUACGCCCAUAUGCCCUUUCAACUGCUGCCGACAUGAUACGCGAGAACGAAAAAGUUCAAUCCGAAUUUCGAAAAAUUGACGCUCCUCUGUUUGAUCCAAGUCUAGGCACAAACCAGACUCAAGAAGAACAAGAUCUUGUUCCGAUCGUAGAUCUUCUAUUGAAUUGGUGCUUUUUCGCUAAUUCUAUCCACACUUUUGACAUAAGAUAUGCAUCGUCUGAACUUAUAAAGGCAUACUUGGCCAAUAAUCACAUUCUGAGAAUGAGCUUUAUUAACAGCCAAGCAUCUCUUUUCGAAGAAUCGAAUGAUAUCCUCAAUGGAAGUGAAAACAUUUUAUCCAAGCCUUGCAUUUUUAACAUUUUGCUAGAUUAUGACCCAGAGCUGAAGCUUAAUCCAUACAAGCUCUUUUUUGCAGUGGAUUUAUUAAUGUUUUUGUUUGAUCAAGAUCAUGCAGAGGAGCUGAAAGAGGUCGUGAGGAACGUAAAAUGUCCUGAUUUGAGUACAGAAGAAGACCCGCAGGAGAUGACAAGUCCUAUACAGACAAUUUGCGAACUUACACUGACAUCUUUUUCCUUAGAAGAUCCCAGGGUAUCGAUUUCCUACCUUUGCCUUUUAAUCUUUUGGAUAUUUGGUGACUCAGGCGCUGUUGAUGAUUUUCUUUCUCACCGAGUGACCCUCAAAUCGCUGAUUUCGAGCUCUGCGCAUAUCCAGCGUGAUGAUAGCACUAUCAACUGCUUAAUUUGCAUGCUAUUAGGCGUAGCAUAUGAAUUUUCGACUCCCAAGAGUUCACUUUCGAGAUCUGAGUACUUCGCCCUUCUCAAUAAAAGCAUUGGUGCGGACAACUACUCAUUCCGUAUCAAGCAGUUUACUGAAAAUUCCCUCUUUACAAGUUCAAGGGAGAUGAAGGGCGUCCUGGACAGUGUUGAAACGGAUGUUACUGGCCUACCCAAGAUUUACUUCAGCUCGUACUUCAAAAAACUCCUAAGAAACAACCUUUACAGAAUCCAAACAGCUAUGAAACGUGGCCCAGAUUUCCAAAUUAAGGACAAAGUAUCUUUUGAGUCCUUGGAAAAGUUGAUUCAACAGAAAACACAGCUUGAAGAAGCUCUACUUAAGUCGGAAGAGAGCUCAAAAGGACAGAUCGAGGAUUUAAAUCGCUCUCUGGAAGAACUACAGAAAGCAUUAAAGAGCACCGAGGAUGAAAAGAAAGCCGCAGAACUCGAUCUCGAGAAUGUUCGCGCUUCCUUCAAAAAUUUAGAGGACAACUAUUCAGGAACUAAAGAAGAACUGAACCUGUUACAGAAAGAAAACUCUGACCUUGUUGCCACUAAUAGCAAAAUUGAAAACACUAAAAAAGACUUGGAGCUCAAAUUCAAUAAUAAUAGAGACGCUUUAACUAAGCUUGAAAAAGAGUUGAGCAUUGUAUGCGAGCAAAAGAAAGCAGCUGAAGAUGGUAUAAACAAAAUGAAUCGUGAGUUGCUUGUUCUGUCAAGGGAGCAUAACGAGCUAAAAAACACAUCAACAAAAUCCAAAAAUGAACUCGAAAAGGUUUUGGCAGCUUCAAACGAGGAGCUUAAACGACUCCAGGAUUUUACGCGUGAGAAAGAUUCGAGUAUUGAGAAAAGUCGAGCAGAGCUUGAACGUUUAAAAUCAGAAAAUAAGGCUCUUCUGCUUGAAAAAGACAACGCUUCUAGAAAUAGUGCGGAGUUGAAAUCCAGGCUAGCAAACCAGGAGUUACUUGUAUCAAAACUCACAACUAAACUCAAAGACAUUGCUGAGAAAUAUAAGAGUAUUGAGCAAGCCAAGGCUAGUAAAGAACAUGAACUCGCAGAGGUGUCAGAAUCUAACCAAACGAAAAUCCUGUCUCUUCAAAGCGAAAUUGUGGAGUUGCGUCAACAAUACGACUCCAUGAAACAUGAUAAAGACAAUAUGUUGACGGAGACUAAAAAACUGAAAAAGUCGCUCGAGGACGCCGAGAGGUCUCGGUCUGAAGCAGCUUAUGAGAUUAAGCAGCUCAAAAGCGAACUUGACCAUUCGUCAAAGGAAAUAGAACAGCUCAAUUCGUCAAGCGAGGAAAAAAGCAAGAAUCUCGCUGACGCCGUUAAUACCUUUAACAAAGCUAGGAAUGAGCUUGAAUCACUCAAUAAAACACUCGCAGAAGCUAAUGACAAGCUCCGUUCGCGGGAAUCAACUAUUGAAUCUUUGGAGGAAAAAUUGCAAGAACUUAAGAAGUCUAGCGACGAAAAGAUUGCAUCAUUAGAGAAAAGUCGUAAGGAUUUGGAGAAAUUUCAACAAAAAUUUAGAGAUUUAGAGUUAGAAAAAAGCAAGACUCAAGAUGCUCUCACUGAUUUACAGAAAGCUCUUCAAGAUGAGAAAAAUAACCAUCAAGAGUCAUUGCAGUUGCAAAAAGACAAGAUAAAGCAGCUGGCCCUAGAAAAAGAAAAUUCUGCUGAAUCGACCGAAGCACUCAAAUCUGAAGUUUCAAAACUUCGUCAGACAGUUGAAGACCUAAACAAGUCUCACAAAUUAGUACAUGAGGACUAUGAGAAGAAGGUAUCCGAGUUGAAAAAAAAAACGGUUUCCUUGCAAGAUGAAUCUUCCCUCCGCCUCCAAGAAGUUUCAGCCUUAAACACCGAGUUAGAAGAGACGAGGUCGAGGGCAGAGAAGUUAGAAGAACAGGCAACAGAUUUGAAGGAAAAACAUAAGAACAUUUGCAACGAAAUUAAGUCCAAAGUCAAGCAGGAGAAAGAGAAGGACUCUAGAAUUCUUGUUCUUGACAAAGAAAUGAAAAGCGCAAAAACAGACUUGAGCGAUAUUGUUCACAAGCUGGAGGCAUCAAACUCCGAAAUCGCCAAGUUACAAGAGAUAAAGGCCGAAUUCGAGAGCCAGGAAUUGGAAGGAAAGAAACAGAAGGAAGAUUUUGAUGCUGAGAUAAAGACACUGAGGGCCAAGUUGAAAGAAAAAAGCGCCGAAGUGGAGAAGGAGAGAAAAAUGCUUAAUGAAGGAUCAUCAAACUUAGAGCAGGAAUAUUCGAGAAAGAUAUCUCAACUUGAAGAGGAACUUGAGUCUCUUGAAUCCAAGCACUCACUCAAACACCAAGAAAGCGAUAACGAAAAGAGAAAGCUAAGUGGGCUGCUGAAAAAAAGCGAAUCAUCAGCCACAGAAAAGAACAGAGAGCUUGAAUGUGUUCGAGAAAGUAUGAAAAAGUUAAGGGAGAGCUUGAAGGACAAAGAACAGCAAUCGGAACAACUAAGUAGCCUGCAAAAAACACAAAGUGAUAAAAUGAGAGAAGAACUUGGGUUAGCCAAUCAAAAGCUCGAAGAAGCGAGGGAGAAAGGGAGGAAGCAUAAAGAAAAUCUCGAAGUUGCCCUUUCGCAGAAAGCAUCCGAAGUCAAAAAGUUGAAAGAUCAAGCAUUAAACUAUUUGUCAAAGCUAGACGAAAAGGAAGCUAUUAUCAAUGAAAGUAAGGUUCAAUUGGAAACUGCCAAAAGAGAUUCAGACGAGUUGAAAAGCUCUAUGGAUUCGAAAAUUAAAAAGUCACAGGAAACGCUUUCGAAAGCUGAGAAUGAACGAGACCAAUUGAGGUUAGAGCUCGAUCUUUCGAAAGAAAAACUCGAGGUUAACAACCAAAGACUGCACGAGCUUGACGCAACAGAAGCUCAACUCAAAGACCUUAAGAUGACAAUCGAAAACAAUUUGCAUUUACUGAGUAACUCGGAAGCAGCUAAGCGAAAUUAUGAAGCCCGAUCGAAGUCUUUGGCACAGGAAUGCGAGAAGGUAUCUUCCACUUUAAAAGAAGUCGCAAGUCAAAAAGAUGAAGUAGAGAGCAAACUUAGAACCUCCGAAAAUGCUCUUUCGACUCAUGCAAAGAAAAUUGCCGAAACGGAGCUUCAACAGAAUACGGAAGUCAAGAGGUUGGAAGACGAAAUCGCGAAAUUGAAGAAACAAGCCGAAGACAGGUCCGAAGUUGACGAUCUGAUGCUUUUAGUUACCGAGCUGGAUGAGAAAAACCAAAAAUAUCGCAAUAAGUUAAAAGCACUGGGAGCAGACUUCUCUUCUGAUGAAGAGGAUGAGGAAGAGGAUGAAGAAGACGAAGACUAA
Lachancea thermotolerans CBS 6340 is the source of this 5139-nucleotide messenger RNA. It is a transcript of the gene USO1, whose product is annotated as Uso1p. Bases 1 to 5139 code for a protein of 1712 amino acids. NCBI's taxonomy places the organism in Eukaryota, Fungi, Ascomycota, Saccharomycetes, Saccharomycetales, Saccharomycetaceae. The transcript has a single exon. The record is from RefSeq and is a predicted model, not a curated record. Gene Ontology annotation, biological process: transcytosis; vesicle fusion with Golgi apparatus; intracellular protein transport. Gene Ontology annotation, cellular component: ER to Golgi transport vesicle membrane; Golgi membrane; endoplasmic reticulum.